UGUCGUGUGGAACUGUGUGGAAACGUCGUGUCCGUUUGUGGUUUUCGCAAUAAUUGGGCCUCCUCUUUAUGUUUAACCCAAGAAUUCCCUUAUCAGCGGCUUAUCAUGUGUCUAUGGCACAAAUAUUGAGAGCACAUAAUCCAAUCUAGUGAUGUGACGCUCAUUGAACUACUUUAAUAGUCGCUUUUGGCUGCAUUUAUAGUGAGAAAGUCUCUAUGUUUGCUUCCGGACGAGAGGAGGAAUCUGUGAUAUUUCGGUGAUUCUUGGUGUGAUAAGACAUGAAAUUAAUACAGUUUCGCAAUUGCCGCCUCAUCCGCAAUCAUUCCAUCGUGAAGGAUGACUUGUGGGUGCGCGGAGGGAAGAUAAUCGAUCCCUUGGCGAUUUUCUUCGACGAGGAGCAACAGAGCGACGUCCAGGUCGACUGCCAAGGAGCUCUAAUUGCUCCUGGGUUCAUUGACCUGCAGAUAAAUGGUGGUUAUGGAGUGGAUUUUUCCUACGAUGUCGAGACUGUCGAGGAAGGCGUUUCUAAGGUUGCCAAAGGACUUCUUUCUCACGGUGUCACAUCCUUCUGCCCAACUCUGGUCACUUCUCCCAAAGAUACGUAUUCGCAAGUUAUGCCCAAGAUUGGACGAACUGCCGGCGGCGCGGAAGGAGCUACAAUCCUGGGAAUUCAUCUGGAAGGGCCCUUUAUAAACCCCAGCAAGAAAGGCGCCCAUCCUGAGGGCUGCAUAAGGGAUUUCAGCAAUGGAUUUGACUCUCUCCUUGAGAUUUACGGCCAACUGGACAACGUGUCAAUAGUCACGCUGGCUUCGGAGAAGGAGAACGCCAAGGAAGUGAUCCAGGAGCUCUGUCGACGGGGAAUAACUGUGUCUCUGGGACACACAAUGGCUAACUUGAAGGAGGGAGAAAUAGCCUGCAAUCACGGAGCGACUCUCAUCACUCAUCUCUUCAAUGCAAUGCUGCCCUUUCAUCACAGAGAUCCGGGAAUUGUUGGUCUCUUGGCAUCCAAUGCCAUUCCUCCGGAGAAAACCAUCUACUUCGGGAUCAUUUCAGAUGGGAUUCACACUCAUCCGGCGGCACUUAGAAUCGCCCACAGAGUCCAUCCCGAGGGUUUGAUUCUCGUGACGGACGCAGUUUCGGCGAUGGGUCUCGCCGAGGGAACACAUCACAUUGGCCAGAUGACUGUGGACGUCUCUGGUGGCAGAGCUUACGUGGCCGGAACGAAGACUCUCUGCGGAAGCAUUGCGCCCAUGGAUGAGUGCGUGAGGAUUUUUCUGAAAUCCGCACAAUGUGGAGUGGUUUUCGCUCUGGAAGCGGCUUCGCUGACGCCAGCCAAGUGUCUGGGAAUCGCGGAAAGCAAGGGUACACUGAACUUCGGUGCUGAUGCGGAUCUGGUGCUACUCAACGAUGACCUGGAAGUGUGUUCCACCUGGAUUGCUGGAAAUUGCGUGUUCCGCAAUCCGGAAAAGAGAGACUUUGUCGUCAUCGAGUCUUGACUUUCAAUACAGUUGAUUAUUUUUAGCACUUGGCAUUCUUUGAGUCCUUUUGUCCUGAGGUUGUGUGUUUUGUUGCUUAAUUAGAGGAUGUUUUCGCUGAAACCCAAUCCUCGUGCAUGAAGAUGAUGGACAGUCACCAUGACAGCCAUUCAUGAAAAUAUCCAUAAGUGGGAUGCAGUUUCAGGUGUAUAAAAGGACUGGCCAGCUCCGCUAGCACGGCAGUUCUAUCAACAUGGGAUCACUGGUAAGCACGCUGUGCGGAGAUAAUUCUGCUGGUUAGCGCUGGACAAUACUUUCAGCUUCUCGCCACUCUCGCUGUUGCUGUUGUCGCGGGUAGUGCUCUCAACUCACCCAUUCAUGGAAGUGCUGAGGAUUCG
Molecule: messenger RNA, 1873 nt
Organism: Phlebotomus argentipes
Lineage: Eukaryota; Metazoa; Arthropoda; Insecta; Diptera; Psychodidae
Product: N-acetylglucosamine-6-phosphate deacetylase
Exons: 3
Coding region: 279-1496 (405 amino acids)
Biological process (GO): N-acetylglucosamine catabolic process
Molecular function (GO): N-acetylglucosamine-6-phosphate deacetylase activity
Source: RefSeq, a predicted model, not a curated record